AUGGAUGGCAUCACACCCUUUGCGUUGCCCAGGCGACUCAGGAGGGACCCGGAUGCGUCCGACAUUCAUGUUUUCCAUCCAGAAGUACCUUUGCCGUCUUCUGAUGAGGAGGAUUCGGACGUGGACGCGUCAGUGGGAUGUUCGGAGCUGGAGAUUUCCAAGCACACGCUAUGCCACAUCGUGACCCAUCCCGGCGGAGGGCCUGGGCCCGACCAGGGACCCCGCGAGAAGACGUGCGCUGUUUGUUUAGAGGACUUCCGAGAUGGCGACUUGGUGCGAGUCUUGCGCUGCUUUCACACUUUUCACAGAGACUGUGUGGAUACAUGGCUGGCUCGGAACCACCUGUGUCCAAUAUGCAAGCAGGACGUUGCAGGACAACCGACUGGGAAAGAGCGCAAGUACAUCGCGUGCUGUUUGGCCUCCGAGGUACAGCCUGUGACCAGUGUCGUGGACUUUCCUUCCCUCGUUCAUGAGGUUCCAGAACACUCGUCUGCGAGGCUUUCUUUUCGUACAAUACACCGCUUGUACAACGCUUCCGGAAGCGCAGUUUCUCCGCUGACGCGCUCUGCAGCUACAGUGCCCCUUUGUCCGCAUGAUGUGGUCCAGCCACUCCGCAGUGGCCGAACGAGGCGAGUUCGUCAAUCCCCGUGCAUCAUCGCAUUGUAG
Messenger RNA from Symbiodinium necroappetens, 666 nucleotides. The record is from the annotation of a GenBank genome assembly. Lineage: Eukaryota; Dinophyceae; Suessiales; Symbiodiniaceae.